AUGGACGAUCUACUUUCUCAGAUAAGAGGCACACAAGUGGAAGAUGUAGGCGAAUGUGAAGAUUCGAGUUUGAAUCAGGAAGAGGUAGAAAAUGCGGUUUGUAAUCCAUUUGAAGAGAAUAAAUGCACAGUUAAUCAAGAAGACAGUGAUUCUAACGAUAUCUUGUGCUCCUUAGAUAAUUUAUGCACAGGCAUAAGCGAUGAGCAGGAUCCUACAUCUUCACAAACACACUCUGCACUCCAGAUCAUCAAGCUUGACUUUGAAUUGCUAGAGCAGCUUAAAAUCGAGCAUAACAUCUCUACCGGCAUUCGCAGCAUAAAGAAUAGCAAGGCCCAGAAAAUUGAGUGUGAGUUUGCAGGCAUAAUCAAAAAGCUAGAUAAGUUUGGUAAGGAUGUUGUAUUCAUUGAAAUAACAGAUCAGGAUGGAUCCAUGUCCGGAUCUUGCACUCUUGCAGACUCUAAGGAGCUUGAGCUUAAGGUAGGAAGUAUCCUAGUGCUUGAAGGAUGUUCGCUGUGGAAAGUAAAUGGAAAUCACCUGAACAUAACAUCAUUAAAUAUAAAAAAGGUCAUUUGA
Ordospora colligata OC4 is the source of this 573-nucleotide messenger RNA. RefSeq lists its product as uncharacterized. The record is from RefSeq and is a predicted model, not a curated record. NCBI's taxonomy places the organism in Eukaryota, Fungi, Microsporidia, Ordosporidae. Bases 1 to 573 code for a protein of 190 amino acids. The transcript has a single exon.